CCGCGUCCUCGACUGCUAGAAAUGUUCUAAUUUCUGCAUCAACAAAUCGUACAACUCGUCUUAGCCAGACAACAUCUAUCAAUGUCGUUGCAAGGACUCAUCUCUGGUUCCGAGUGUGCUCUACCGGCAAAUCCACUAUCGCAGGUUCUGAAGCACACUGAAGGAGAUCGGAGCUUGCAGCAGGACAGGGUCGCUGGGCCGUCAUCAUCUCGCCUUCAUCACCUUCCCGCCUCUUCUUCCAGCGCAUCGGAACAUCAGAUUGCUCUUGCUCGCGCCUUUUUCGACGGUAGCCAACAGAGUCUUCAGGCCGGUCCAUCAGUGCCUCGGUUCCGUAUCCCACCUCCAGAGCUUUCACAUAUACCGAGUGCCAAUGCUUCACCUGCGCUGCACCGAUCGUGGGUGGACAUGGAGAAGGGUCAGGGAGGCAUAGAACAUAUAAGAACUGAGGGUGCAUGGGCUGCUGAGUUUGGGCUCCACGCUCAGAAUCAUGCCGCAGGUCCUUCUAUGCAGCAGCAAAGUGGUGGCCUGCGAUCAGAAUUCGAACAGCGCUCUUAUAUGUCGAAUGGCAUGUAUGGUGGUCCCAGCCAGCUGGGCAUGUACGGCAUGAACUAUGGCACCAUGUACAACGAAUUCCCCGGAUACGGUCUUGGCACUCCUCCUGUCAUGGAGCAAGACAAGGGGAAGGGGAAGAGCAGAGAGGUAGACUUUGAUGCUGCCUUUGCUGAGGCCACCGCAUCGCUGUCUUCCAUGAAUGUAGGCGAAGAGCGGACAGUUUCGGUAACGGAAGUGCCAGAAACUAGGACCGAGGAACAGGCAAAGGGCAAAGUCGGAGACACGGAGACAAAAGAGUUCGACUCGGAUUUCCGCUCGUACUGGGAUUCGCUCUCCAGCUCGGACGUCGCACCUGCGCCUGAGGAUUUGGCCAAGUGGGAAGCAGAGUUCAACCAGCUGAUGAACUCGCAAAGGGACGAGUCGGAUGUGUUCGACUACGGUGAGAGCAUGCAGAAGGCUUGGGAAAGUGGGUUGGGAGAUUUUGGUGACGACUCUCGUGUGGAAUCGGUCAAAUUUGACGACGAUGGGUUGCCUAUUUUCGCUGAUUUCCCCUUCGAACAAGACAAUAAGUAUCUCGGGCCAUCAACGUCCGACCGGUCCCUCUUAGACGAAGCUAAAGCUCUGCUCGCGCAGAACGGCUCUUUGUCAGAAGCCUCGCUGAUGCUGGAAGCUGCUAUUCAGAAGGGGGAGCUUGGAGAAGGCGGGUAUGAGGCAUGGAUUCUUCUAGGCGAAACGAGAAAUAUGGAUGAGCGGGAGGAGACCGGUAUGCGAGCUUUAGCAGAGGGUGUGAAACGUGCGCAGGAGGUGGGAGCAGCACCUGCAGGGAUGCUUUCCCUGGCCAUCUCGUAUACCAAUGAAUCAUACGACCGUGCCGCUCAUACGAUGCUGCUCCGGUGGUUAGAAGCUCGGUUCCCGUCUCUCCCAAUCCCGGAAGAGACCUUACAGUCGAUCAAGAACUCUUCUUGGGACUCGCACCAAAGGAUCACGGAUCUGUUCCUGCAAGUCGCGCGGAGCCAGCACGCGGAAGGCACUGUGGAUCCUGAUGUCCAAAUUGGACUGGGGGUGAUGUUCUACACGAAGGGGGACUUUGAGAGAGCAAAGGAUUGUUUCGAGUCGGCAUUGAACAUGCGGCCGGAAGACUACUUACUAUGGAAUCGUUUGGGAUCCUGUUUGUCUAACGGAAAUAAACCUGAGGAAGCCUUGGGUGCUUACAGAGAGGCGUUGUCUCUCCGUCCGACGUACACUCGAGCCAUUUACAACGUCGGCGUCGCCUGUCUCAACAUUGGGGCACACAAGGAAGCUGUCGAGCAUUUCCUCAGCGCACUCGCGAUGCAAGACUCAUCGGGUGCCGAGAAGAGUGAGCAGUUGUGGUUUACACUCCGUCGCGCCUUCAUUGCUAUGGGCCGGUCCGAUCUUGCUGAGCAGGCGAAGAGUCGUCCCAAGGUGGAUGCGUUCAGGAAUGCUGGUUUUGAUUUCUAGAUGGUCAUAAUAAAUAAUGCAUCUGACUUCAAGUUGGAGACUCUGCGUAGGACAAUGCGAUCGCGUUAUGUGCUUAAUUUCAUGGGUC
This is a messenger RNA of Gloeophyllum trabeum ATCC 11539, 2119 nucleotides long. RefSeq names its product TPR-like protein. The coding region runs from base 82 to 2031 and encodes 649 amino acids. NCBI's taxonomy places the organism in Eukaryota, Fungi, Basidiomycota, Agaricomycetes, Gloeophyllales, Gloeophyllaceae. Gene Ontology annotation, cellular component: peroxisomal membrane; cytosol. Gene Ontology annotation, molecular function: protein binding. The record is from RefSeq and is a predicted model, not a curated record. Gene Ontology annotation, biological process: protein import into peroxisome matrix, docking. The transcript is spliced from 10 exons.